This is a messenger RNA of Pecten maximus, 1251 nucleotides long. RefSeq names its product neuronal acetylcholine receptor subunit alpha-7-like. Gene Ontology annotation, biological process: chemical synaptic transmission; nervous system process; signal transduction. NCBI's taxonomy places the organism in Eukaryota, Metazoa, Mollusca, Bivalvia, Pectinida, Pectinidae. The transcript has a single exon. Gene Ontology annotation, molecular function: extracellular ligand-gated monoatomic ion channel activity; transmembrane signaling receptor activity; neurotransmitter receptor activity. Bases 1 to 1251 code for a protein of 416 amino acids. Gene Ontology annotation, cellular component: neuron projection; synapse; membrane. The record is from RefSeq and is a predicted model, not a curated record.
AUGCAUGGAGAUCUGACAAGACUACAUCAACACUUGAUGACGAAUUACAGCACGAAAUUCCGCCCAACCUUGAAUCUCUCGGAGCCAACAAAAGUGAAUAUCGGAUUUUAUCUUCUCUCAUUGAAGGAAUUCGAAGAAAAGAAGAGCAAAUUUUCUAUUGUUGGAUUCUUUGCAAUGUUCUGGCAUGACUUUCAAUUGGAAUGGAACCCUGAUGACUUUGGUGGCAUUGAUCGUAUGAUGUUUUCACAGAAUGAGGUGUGGAAGCCAGAUAUUUUACUUUUGAAUCCAUUUGAGAAAAUUGAACCUCAAGGCUUUGACAAGCUGAAAGUCCUUGUAAGUAAAGAGGGAUAUGUAUUCUGGUCCCCUCUAGAUGUGUAUGACAUUACGUGUCCAGCUGACGUCACAUACUAUCCGUUCGAUCAACAAACGUGUUCAUUUUAUUUCAGUAUGUACAUGUAUUCAGUGUUUGAAGUGUUUUUGGAACCAGAACGUUCCGAAAUUGACAUGUAUUAUUAUACACCAAACACUCUAUGGGAAAUGAAAGUUGCUAAUACUCAUGUCUCAACUAUCAUGGCUUCCCAGACACUGUCACUGACUAUGGUCUUCCAGCGACGACCAAUGUUUCAAGUUAUAAACACAAUUGUACCUUUCUGUAUUUUGGGCCUGUUGAACAUCAUGGUGUUUCUUCUUCCGGCUGAGUCCGGUGAACGUGUUGGAUUUUCCGUUACCGUUCUGCUAGCUAUUGCUGUGUUUAUGACUAUCGUGGCGGACACUCUGCCUGGAACCAGUGAGCCUUCUUUCCCUCGAUUAUGUUAUCUCUUGAUAGCAGAACUUGGUAUCAAUAUGCUUGUGACAAUUUGUACUAUUUUAGUAUUAAGACUGCAUCAUAAACCCCAGCACCAGAAGAUUCCAUCUUGGUUGACAUAUAUCAUUUGUAAAAGUUUUUGGGGCAACAUUAAAGAAACCGAAAAGCAAAUCGAGGAAAACAACAAACAUCUGAACAGAGAAAACAAUAUCCGUAAUGAAACAGCUGUGACUAAAAUUCAGGAAUUCGAUGGUGCCGAGAUAGAAAACAAGAGGGAUCACAAAUGCAACUGCAAUGGAAACGGAAUGAUGCAAACAAAAAGAAAGCACAUUUAUUGUGAAACAUCAUGGCAGGAUGUGGCAAAAUUUCUCGAUGUAUUUUUCUUUGUUUUGUUCAUAUUAAUUUUCGGAUCAAGUAAAAUAGCUGCUUAUUUUAUAUUUACAUAA